This is a messenger RNA of Drechmeria coniospora, 792 nucleotides long. RefSeq lists its product as uncharacterized. The transcript has a single exon. Lineage: Eukaryota; Fungi; Ascomycota; Sordariomycetes; Hypocreales; Ophiocordycipitaceae. The record is from RefSeq and is a predicted model, not a curated record. The coding region runs from base 1 to 792 and encodes 263 amino acids.
AUGACCUUGCCUGCCGGCGCCCGGCUUCUCGCGGUGCCGCGGGUUGGUGGGUUGAUGGUUGAUUGGGUGGGUGGAUCAGGGUUGACUCCCAGAAGACGGUGCAUCCUUCACCUCCUUCGGCGGAAUCAGGGGGGUCGGACCAACUUCUUCGGGGACGAAAACAACAAAACAACCUCAGCCGCCGGUCCGCCCGUCGAAAGUUCCGGUCCUUUCGCUCUCGACCAGGCGGGUGACGUGACGGUAGCUCGCCUCACGUGCCGACAAGACAUGGGCCAUGCGCUCGCUCUACGGACCUGGACGGCAGCACGCGCAAGCCGCAUGCCAGAGCGAGAUUCUGGAAGCGCGGCAGAAGCUGCCACGGUCGGCCACCCCUGCGGCGUGGAAGCUGACGGGCGGGCGGACGGUGUCGACGAGGUUGCCUCUACGGAGUGCCGACAUGAAGACAUUUCGGACGCAUUGCUGGAUGGGGAUGGAAGGAUGCAUUCCGCGCAACCCCAAAUCGGUCGGCUCAUCGACAGCAGCUUCGUGCGGGACGACGAUCCAAGUGCCGCGAUGGGGGCCUUUCCUGACAUUCGUUGGCCAACACCUGCUGGCGUACGUGCUUGGGCGACGACGGCUGCGAAUAAGUAUGGUGCCCCGCCCUCGCAAGAGAAUGGUGCAGCAUCGUCGAGUACGUACGGAUGUCGGCAUGCCCUCGCUGCCUCUCCGAAAGUCGACCCGUCGACGGCUGCGAAGGGUAUUCAGGCAGCCCUUGAACUCAGUACUGUGGAACUGUGCACUGUAGAUGUGUGA